Messenger RNA from Fragaria vesca subsp. vesca, 1911 nucleotides. Its product is annotated as vacuolar protein sorting-associated protein 36-like. The transcript has 9 exons. Gene Ontology annotation, biological process: protein transport to vacuole involved in ubiquitin-dependent protein catabolic process via the multivesicular body sorting pathway. Gene Ontology annotation, molecular function: ubiquitin binding; phosphatidylinositol-3-phosphate binding. The coding region runs from base 24 to 1355 and encodes 443 amino acids. Gene Ontology annotation, cellular component: late endosome membrane; ESCRT II complex. The record is from RefSeq and is a predicted model, not a curated record. Lineage: Eukaryota; Viridiplantae; Streptophyta; Magnoliopsida; Rosales; Rosaceae.
UUCUGUCUGCCAUCCUGAAGCAAAUGGCCGGAAAUUGUCUGGAAGCUGUGGAGCUAACAAGCAGUGGACGCCCUGUCCUACUCCCAUCAGAGAUUGAGUGUUCGCUCCUCUCUGCUGUAGACCUCGAAUGCGAAGACCUCCCCAACUUUCCUAACUUCAAAUCGGGUAUCCUCACCCUCACCACCCACCGCAUUUUAUGGGUCUCCAACUCCUCUUCACAAGGAGCCUCUUCUGCCAUCCCACUUGCCUCCAUUAGCCACAUCUUCACAUCUAAAAAGUCCCUCAAGUCCAUCUUUGCCUCGCCUCGGAUCCGGUUCCAGCUUUCGGUGUCACCCGACGGCCGGGUAGCAAAGUCCGGUUCAGGAUCCAGGUCCGUCGUCGUUACAGUGGUUGUGAGGGGGAAGGGUGCUGAUUUAGACUUGUUUUUGACCAAGUUUUGGGACAACUGGCGGGGAAGAGCGUGGGAGACUGGGAAUGCAGAUGUCACUUCAGGUUCUGAUUCGGUUUCUGGGUCGACUUCUGGGCUAUACACCAAGGAAGGAACGGUGAGGAUGGUCGGGGUGUCUGGAAUACUUAGGAAGGAACAAGAGAUGUGGGAGACAACUGAUAAGAGCUUGCAGGAUGCUUUCCAGGACUUGAAUGCUCUCAUGAGUAAAGCUAAAGAGAUGGUGAUGCUAGCAGAAAAAAUGAGGCAGAAACUUUUAUCCAGCUCGACUUCUCAGAGCAGUGCAGCAGAGGACGGGGAACUGGGUUCCAAACAAGAUAUGCAAGACUGGUUGUUGAGUGUUGGUAUUGUAUCGCCUGUCACCAAAGAGUCUGCAGGUGCUCUUUACCACCAACAAUUAUCCCGUCAGUUGGCAGAUUUUGUCAGGCUUCCACUUGAGAGAGCUGGAGGAAUGAUGAAUCUUAUAGAUAUUUACUGUCUCUUCAAUCGUGCUCGAGGAACAGAAUUGAUCUCCCCAGAGGAUUUGCUGCAAGCAUGUUUUCUUUGGGAGAAGUUUGAUGUCCCAGUAAUGCUUCGGAAGUUUGAUAGUGGUGUGAUGGUGAUCCAGAAUAAGACCCACAGUGAUGAAGAGAUUUUUGCUAGAAUUAAGAGCCUUGCAACAAAGCCCGAUGCUCUUCGUACUGGGAUAAGUGCGAGUGAUGCUGCAAUCACACUAGGUAUUGCGCCAGGCAUGGCGAAGGAGCAUCUUCUAACUGCUGAAAGCAGAGGUAUUCUCUGCAGGGAUAUUAGCCCGGAUGGCUUUCGCUUUUAUAUCAACCUGUUUCCAGAAAUAGAUCCAAACAAUGUUUACUUAGUGAAAGAUUAUGGAGUCUAUGACACAUGGUCAAGGGUGGCCUCUGCUUCUGGAUGAGAGAUGAUUUGUGCACUAACCCGUGUUUACAUUCGCAUGCGGGUAUACUGAUGAAUACAGAUAAGUUUUCAGGAAAGUUUAUGUAUGUUGGACAUCCCAAUUUACAUCUUGGUGAUUGCAGACUUGAUCUUGCAGAACCAUGCAUCAACUACUUGUGACAUGCAGUUUUUUUUGUUGGAUGUUGGUGAUACUUGUCCUGUACGUGAACAGAAGUUUUCGUUGGAAGAGGUAGGGGGAAGCUUUGAUUAUUACUGCUAACAUUGUCUGAGCCAUCUUCCCUCACCACCCUCAUCCUUGAAACAAUUCAAUCAUUUAUACAUGCACUUGGCCCAACUUGUGGUGGUAAAAGAUGAAUAAAGCAGCAUAACAGGUUUGUUUCAUCUGGUGGCAAUGCUAUUACAACGUGUUUUUGGGCGCAAGGCUGAGGAACAAUGCUAUUACUAGUUAUACUGUAUAUAAUUUACCUAUAACCCAAUACCGACUUAAAUUUUAAUAUUCAGUCGAUCAUAUCUCUUUCGUGGUGUAGGCACCUUUGUUUGAGUGCCCCUUUGAUUCC